This is a messenger RNA of Hypoxylon fragiforme, 1275 nucleotides long. Its product is annotated as glycerol-3-phosphate dehydrogenase [NAD+]. Gene Ontology annotation, cellular component: cytosol; nucleus; glycerol-3-phosphate dehydrogenase (FAD) complex. The record is from RefSeq and is a predicted model, not a curated record. Lineage: Eukaryota; Fungi; Ascomycota; Sordariomycetes; Xylariales; Hypoxylaceae. Bases 1 to 1275 code for a protein of 424 amino acids. Gene Ontology annotation, biological process: glycerol-3-phosphate catabolic process; carbohydrate metabolic process. The transcript is spliced from 2 exons. Gene Ontology annotation, molecular function: NAD binding; glycerol-3-phosphate dehydrogenase [NAD(P)+] activity.
AUGACCUCGGGACUCUUAAGCGCCAACGGCGCCAGCAAGAAGCAUAAGGUGACGGUGAUAGGUUCUGGUAAUUGGGGUUCGACGAUUUCCAAGAUCGUUGCCCAGAACACCAAAGCUCACCCCGAGCUCUUUGAGGAGGAGGUACAAAUGUGGGUGUACGAAGAAGACGUCACGUACGACGACAAGCCACAAAAGCUCACCGAAGUGAUCAACACCCACCACGAGAACAUCAAGUACCUCCCCAACAUCAAGCUCCCCGAGAACCUACACGCAAACCCCUCCCUUGAAGACGCCGUCCAAGGCUCAUCCAUUCUCAUAUUUAACUUACCACAUCAAUUCAUCCACCGGAUCUGCGGGCAGCUCAAGGGCAAGAUCGUCCCCUUCGCUCGCGGCAUCUCCUGUAUAAAAGGCGUGAACGUCACCGAUGAAGGGGUCGCUCUGUUCUCGGAAUGGAUCGGCGAGGGCCUAGGGAUCUACUGCGGUGCGCUGUCGGGAGCGAACAUUGCGUCCGAAAUCGCGGCCGAGAAGUGGUCCGAGACCACGAUUGCGUACGACCCGCCACCAAUGGAUAGCUCGCGCAACCCAUCCCGCACCGCCACACCCCGCUCUACAACCCCCAACCGCGGCUCGCCCCGCGCCUCGGCCGAUGAGCUGAGCAUCACCCCCCUCGCUGACGUCCAGCACCGGGACGUCCGCGGCAGGAUCAGCAAGACCAAACUGACCCCCGUCCCGCCCGAGUACCCGCCGCUCGACCACGACACCUUCAAGACGCUCUUCCACCGCCCCUACUUCCACGUGCGCAUGGUCUCCGACGUCGCGGGCGUCUCUCUCGGCGGCGCCCUCAAGAACAUCGUCGCCCUCGCCGCCGGCUUCGUCGACGGCCGUGGCUGGGGCGACAACGCCAAAGCGGCCAUAAUGCGGGUCGGACUCCUCGAGAUGGUCAAGUUCGGGCACGAGUUCUUCGGCGAGACGAUCUCGACGGGCACCUUCACCGAGGAGAGCGCGGGCGUCGCCGACCUCAUCACGAGCUGCAGCGGCGGCCGCAACUUCCGCUGCGCAAGGAAGGCUGUCGAGAAGAACAUCUCCGUCCAGGAGGUCGAGCAGGCCGAGCUCAACGGCCAGAAGCUCCAGGGCACCAGCACCGCUGCGGAGGUCAACUCGUUCCUCAAGAAGAAGGGCCUCGAGCAGGAGUAUCCACUGUUCACUGCUGUUCAUAAUAUUCUCGAGGGGCGGCAUACUGUUGACGAUAUUCCUGACCUUGUCGCGAGAACUUGA